Molecule: messenger RNA, 2179 nt
Organism: Panicum hallii
Lineage: Eukaryota; Viridiplantae; Streptophyta; Magnoliopsida; Poales; Poaceae
Exons: 4
Coding region: 1-2103 (700 amino acids)
Source: RefSeq, a predicted model, not a curated record
AUGGCGCGGGCGGGCAAGCGUCGCCGCCGGAGCAGGCCUCCCUACGCCGACCGCCCCUACAGAUGCAACACGUCGCGGCGCCUCGUCCAGAACAGAUCGGCGCUUCUCGAGACCAUCAACGGGUUCUACGCGGCGGCGCUGGACCGGCUGCCGGUGGGCGAGAUGCCGGCGCUGGUCCCCCGCCUCCUCAAGGCUGGCCUCUGCGUCGGCUUCUCGGAUCCCGUCUCCAACAUUUGUAGUCCGAGCCCGACGACGACGACUCCGUCGGGGGCGAGACGAAGCGGAAGGCGGCGGCGGCGGCAGCGGCGAAGAGGCGGCGGAGGAGGGCGCUCUCCCGGGCCGUCGCGGACACCGGCGACGUCAAGUACUGGUCCCCGCCCCGCCCCCUCCUCCGCGACAUGCCCUUCGCCGCGCGGUCGCUCGAGGCGCUCGGUCGCGUUCCUCACCUACUACUUCCGCUACCUCCGGGUUUCCGAGGCGCUCGAGUAUCUCCGCCUGGCCGGGACCGACCCCAUCGUCGCCGUGCGGCUCAUCUUGGAGGACCGCAGCUACUCCGGCCGCAGCUUCAGCUUCGCCUCCCGGACCACCAAGACGGCCCUAAAAUGCGCCGCCCUGGCCGCCUGCCACCCCAAGCCCAGGGCCCUCGUCAACAGGUCCUACUCGUUCGCGUCCCGGAUGGAGCAGGUGUCGCGGUUCCUCGCCGCGGAGGGCGGCAGCCUCUCCUGCACCGCCAUCGAGAACAUUAGCGGGUUGCUGACCAAGCGCCGGCGAAAGCUGCGCGGCCUCGCCGGAGUAACCCCGCCACAGUUCCAUCUGGAGCUGACCAGGCCGCCGCCGUUUGUCCCUACAAAAUCUCUGCAGAGCGUCCUGCUCGACAGGGUCUACGGAUUGUACCUGGACGCGCUCGCCCGGCUGCCGGCGGCCGACCUGCUGCGGCGCUACCACCGGAGCCUCCUCAAGGCCGGCCACUGCUAUGGCCCUUUCAGGGAUCCUGUCUCCAACAUCGUGCUCAACACCGUGUGGUCCGAGGCCAUGUUCCCGCCGCGAGAAGAGCUCUCCGUGGCCAUGAUCUGCUCCAGGAGCCUUGUCCUCGUGGCGUGCCGCUCGCUCCGUGGCCUUGUCGCCUACCUCCGCGCCUGCUUUGACACCAUCUCCGAGCACCAAGCCAUGCGCUAUCUGCUCUUCACCGAGGCCGAUCUUUGGGGAGCAAUCGAAAUGGCGAGAGGAGAAGGGCAUGCUGAGAGAAGCACGGUGACGGUGGAGCAGGAAAGCGCCUGCAAGGCUGCGGCCACCGCUGCAAUGCACCCGGAUCCUGAUGCGGUGGUGAACUUUCUCGUCUCAACGUUUCCUGUCCUGCCCCUCUCCCUGCGGACAGAACCAAAGGCGUUGGACCUGCAGCUCAUCUCGCAGAUGUUGAUGGAACACUGUUCCAUUCCCCAUGGUGCAGCUGAAACAGUUCCUGAGCUUUCUGAGGAGGGAUCCAAGGUGUUGUCAUGGAUUCAGAGUGAUUUCAAGGAGGAGGAAAGUUUUGUCCUUGCCAAGGUUAAUGCCGCUCUGAAGAAAUACACGCAGCAAACUGGGGGACCUGCAUACGAGCUCCAUGUUAUCUGUGGCUUGAAUAGGAACGUAGGCAAGUCCUUCGUUUGGGGUCUCCAUUACGGUCCCGGGCAUAUGCAUCCAAGAAAAAUUCAGGAUUCUCACAUUAACUUCUUGGCGAGCCCUGCAGAUUCACACUCUUCUGAUGCAGUUCCUAUACUGUUCUUUGCUGAGUGCUCCAACAUUGAAGACGUGAAUGAUGAAUCUUCCUGUUGGCCAAUCAUGGGGCACCCUGCCAAAGGUCGUUGUUUCUACUGUGAGAACGAAGGGGCUAAGAUUGUCCACCCGGAUUCAGAGAAGUACAAUGCCUAUGACAUUGCCUUUGAGAGGAUGGCUUGCGAGGAUUUAGGUGGCAAGACAGUUGAUGACAGUGGCGACUGGCUUAUUACAGGUUCUGUAGACAUAUGUGAGGAGGACUGCAUCCAUUUCGAUGCCGAUAGGGAUGCCAAGUGUGCCGAGUUCUUGAAUGCUCGUGCUAGGACUGUGAAGGGUCCCAUGCUUGUUUAGUACUGUAGUAACUAUUUUCAGCUUCAAGCCUACUUUUUUUUUUGUAGGCCAAGCUUCAAGCCUACUUUGUUACCUU